Tricharina praecox is the source of this 989-nucleotide messenger RNA. RefSeq lists its product as uncharacterized. The coding region runs from base 85 to 840 and encodes 251 amino acids. The transcript is spliced from 3 exons. Lineage: Eukaryota; Fungi; Ascomycota; Pezizomycetes; Pezizales; Pyronemataceae. The record is from RefSeq and is a predicted model, not a curated record.
CCCAUGCGAAGUUUGAAGUCCUGUGGCUCUUGGAGCAUUUCAACGAACGCUUGACUACCUACCUAGAUAACUAGUGGCGGCCGCAUGCGACUCCCUCGCGCCCCUGCCGCCCCGGGUUCCCCCAGCGGCCCCCCGUCGCUCGACUCAUCACUCGACAGUCCCUCGAGCAUGACCAGCUCGGGCAUGUACCGCGACUACACCACCAUUUCUCCGCAGCUCGCCGAGCCCGAGAUCUUCGAUCCCCAUUCCUACACCGGCGCCUAUGGCUAUGGCGCCCACCAGGACCGCUUCGCACCACCACCACCCCGCCCCGCCUCCGCCAUGAAGCGCAAGACAUCAUACAGAAGACAGCCUCGCAUCGCAACCCACACGACGAACGAAACGGAAAUUCCAAAGAACAGCCAGACUUACCACCAAUCAGUCCACCAUUCCGGUACUGUUCCACGAGUGAGUGUCCGGUAUAUAUGGUCGGGCAGAAUGAAGGCGGAUACGAUACACAGGACCAGUUCAACGGCAAAACAUUCGCUACAUGUUACUCCGUUUGAUGGAGGUCCUGCGGGUUCACCUGCUCCCCCGCGUGCGUGGUUUGCGACGCCGGCCUGUGCAGUGCGCGGUGGUUCCUCGUUGCUGAAUGGGGAGUCCGGUACAGGGAAAUUUUCCAUCCUCCGCCGCUGUCCCGGGUGGGGUAUGUGCUGCUACGUUGGGGGUAGAGUCCUCCUCCGUGCGGUGGUGCAAGCCCCCAGUCUCCAUGCCGAUUUUGUGAUUGUGUGGCAGAUGUUAUGGUUUUGUGGCAGGUUUCGGGAGAGCUUGUAUAUACCCGUUCGCAGUUUUCAGUGUUGAAAUCUCCCGUUGGACUGGCGGGAUGAGAUGAUGGGUUGGGUUGGGUCGACGCUGGAGACGGCUGCUUAUAUAUAAACAUUUUUGCGAGGGCGUAAAUCCUCCUUCAACUUCAUGGCUAGCUGUGCUUGAAGGAUCGAGUUGAAACUUUG